UCCAGGAGCUGCUCACUUUCUCUUGAGGUUACACACCACGCCACCGCCGCCUCCGAGACUCGCUCAGGCCCUCCGGAGCCCGGGAGGUGGCGCAGCCCAGCUCUGAGGCCCAACGGGACCACCUGGGGCACACUGACCGGACUGGACAGUGGAAACCGCCUCCUGGCCUGGAUUGACAGCCCUGACCACACAGCACUCCAGACUGCGACAACUGCUACAGGGUUAGCAUUCCAUUCUUGGGGUCCAUGUGCCCACCCCAGGCCCAGGCAGAGGUGGGUUCCGCCAUGUCUGAGAAAGUUGAGAUGGUGCACGCCUCCAGUCCUGCGCCUGCACCUCCCCCUAAGUCCGCCUCACCUGGGCCCCUUCCUGCGGAGGUGGACCACCGAAACCCGGCAUGCACCCCCUGGUUGCCUCCAGGUGUGCCAGUGAUAAACCUGGGUCAUAGCAGGCCCACAGGGGCAGCCAUGCCCACCACAGAGCUGAGUGCUCUUCGGCCCUCCUUGCUGCAGUUAGCAGCCUUGGGAGCAGCUCCACCCACCCUGGCCCUGCAUUACCACCCCCACCCCUUCCUCAACAGCGUCUACAUUGGGCCAGCAGGACCCUUCAGCAUCUUCCCUCACAGCCGGCUGAAACGAAGACCAAGCCACGGUGAGCUGGACUUGGCUGAGGGGCACCAACCCCAGAAGGUGGCUCGUCGUGUGUUCACCAACAGCCGAGAGCGCUGGCGGCAACAGCACGUUAACGGCGCCUUCGCGGAGCUCAGGAAGCUGCUGCCCACCCACCCGCCCGACCGGAAGCUGAGCAAGAACGAGGUGCUGCGUCUGGCCAUGAAGUAUAUCGGCUUCCUGGUGCGGCUGCUGCGAGACCAGGCGGCUGUGCUCGCCUCGGGCCCCAGCGCUCCCGAGCCCCGCAAGCCACCUGCGCACCGGGGAGUAGAGAGCGGUGCGCGCUGCGGGGCCCGACACAGGGUGGAGGCUGCGUGCUCGCAGCCCGUGCUUCCUGGGGACUGCGACGGCGACCCCAAUGGGUCGGUGCGACCCAUCAAGAUGGAGCAAACAGCUCUUAGUCCUGAGGUGCGGUGACCCAAGGCGCCCGUGGCGCCUCGCCUGCUGCGCUGUGAACUCCCUGUAAAAGGAACUGAGGUCGCCCAGAUGAGGAAACGCCCUGUAGUCCUGGAAGGGUGACCGGCGACUCGGGGGCUCCGCAGACUUUUCAGAAAAAUUUCCCACAGACUACCUGAGGUGGCCUUGCUAGUGUCCUCUUCCCUGGGUCGAGGCCAGAGAACCAACAAAGCAAAGUGACUACGGGAUCUUUAGGGGUGCUGAGAGAGGUAGGGAAGGGUCUGGAAGCCUUCGCAUCGGCGCCCCCUGCUGGAGGCGGGAAGCCCCUGGACAGUGUAUGGAGGGCCCACCCCACCGAGCCCAACCGGUUGCGCUUGAUCCAUGAUCCUGUUAACCGCGUUAUCGAAGA
Molecule: messenger RNA, 1470 nt
Organism: Microtus oregoni (creeping vole)
Lineage: Eukaryota; Metazoa; Chordata; Mammalia; Rodentia; Cricetidae
Gene: Lyl1
Product: LYL1 basic helix-loop-helix family member
Exons: 4
Coding region: 246-1082 (278 amino acids)
Biological process (GO): regulation of transcription by RNA polymerase II
Molecular function (GO): RNA polymerase II cis-regulatory region sequence-specific DNA binding; DNA-binding transcription factor activity, RNA polymerase II-specific; protein dimerization activity
Source: RefSeq, a predicted model, not a curated record